This is a messenger RNA of Gekko japonicus, 2914 nucleotides long. RefSeq names its product DNA polymerase alpha catalytic subunit-like. The coding region runs from base 1 to 1974 and encodes 657 amino acids. The transcript is spliced from 16 exons. The record is from RefSeq and is a predicted model, not a curated record. Gene Ontology annotation, biological process: DNA replication; leading strand elongation; mitotic DNA replication initiation. Lineage: Eukaryota; Metazoa; Chordata; Lepidosauria; Squamata; Gekkonidae. Gene Ontology annotation, molecular function: DNA replication origin binding; purine nucleotide binding; single-stranded DNA binding. Gene Ontology annotation, cellular component: alpha DNA polymerase:primase complex.
AUGGGACUAGAUGAAGAUGAAGAUUUUGAAGGUGAUCAGAAUAAAUCAAAGAUGGGGCGAAAAAAGGCAGCAUAUUCUGGAGGCUUAGUUUUGGAUCCAAAAAUUGGCUUUUAUGAUAAGUUCAUUCUGCUUCUCGAUUUCAAUAGCCUGUACCCUUCAAUUAUCCAAGAGUUUAAUAUAUGUUUCACGACAGUUCAUAGGAUGACUUCUAAUAUGCAAAAAAAGACAGAGGAUGGAGAACAAGAAGAAAUUCCAGAAUUACCAGAUCGAUCCCUAGAAAUGGGAAUUUUGCCUAAAGAGAUCAGGAAGCUAGUUGAGCGAAGGCGUCAGGUGAAGCAGUUGAUGAAACAAUCAGACUUAAAUUCUGACCUCUACUUACAGUAUGAUAUCAGGCAGAAGGCUUUGAAGCUAACAGCAAACAGCAUGUAUGGUUGCCUUGGAUUUUCCUACAGCAGAUUCUAUGCAAAGCCUCUAGCUGCUUUGGUGACGUUCAAAGGAAGAGAGAUUUUGAUGCAUACUAAGGAGAUGGUACAGAAGAUGAACCUGGAAGUAAUUUAUGGUGAUACUGACUCCAUUAUGAUAAAUACAAACAUUAGCAACCUGGAAGAGGUCUUUAAAUUGGGGAAUAAGAUUAAAAGUGAAGUGAACAAACUGUACAAAUUGCUGGAGAUAGAUAUUGAUGGAGUCUUCAAGUCCCUUUUGCUGCUGAAAAAGAAGAAAUAUGCUGCUUUAGUUGUAGAGCCAACAGGAAAUGGAAACUACAUUACCAAGCAAGAACUUAAAGGACUAGACAUAGUGAGAAGAGACUGGUGUGACCUUGCAAAAGAAACUGGAAAUUAUAUAAUUGGCCAGAUUCUUUCUGAUCAGUCCCGAGACGUAAUUGUUGAAAACAUCCAAAGGAAAUUAAUCCAAAUUAGAGAAAAUGUGGUAAAUGGAAGUGUGCCAAUAAAACAAUUUGAAAUCAACAAGGCAUUAACAAAGGAUCCCCAGGAUUACCCUGACAAAAAAAGCCUACCACAUGUGCAUGUUGCCCUAUGGAUAAACUCUCAAGAGGGUAGAAAAUUAAAAUCUGGUGACACUGUAUCUUAUGUUAUCUGUCAGGAUGGAUCAAAUCUUAGUGCCAGUCAGAGAGCGUAUGCUCCAGAACAGUUGAGCAAACAAGAAAAUCUUGUUAUUGAUACUCAGUAUUAUCUGUCACAACAAAUUCACCCAGUUGUGGCUCGUAUCUGUGAACCCAUAAAUGGAAUUGACUCUGUCCUUAUUGCAUCUUGGUUAGGGCUGGAUCCCUCACAGUUCAAAGUCUAUCACCAUUAUCAUAAAGAUGAGGAGAAUGAUGCCUUGCUUGGCGGCCCAGUUCAGCUCACUGAUGAAGAGAAAUAUAAAGACUGUGAAAGAUUCACAUUUGCCUGCCCAAAAUGUGGGACAGAGAACAUUUAUGACAAUGUCUUUGAUGGUUCGGGUCUUCUGAUAGAAGCCAGUUUGCUACAGUGCAGCAAAAAAGAAUGUGAUGAAUCCCCUCUAAAAUAUAUAACACAAAUUAAUAACAAGCUAAUCCUGGAUAUACGGCAUUACAUAAGAAAGUACUACAGUGGUUGGUUGAUAUGUGAAGAGCAGACAUGCCAAAAUCGUAUGCGUCGACUUCCACAUCGCUUUUCCCGAAAUGGUCCUCUCUGUCCUGCCUGUAGGAAGGCUGUUCUUAGACAAGAGUAUUCUGACAAGGCCCUAUACACCCAGCUGUGCUUUUACCGGUACAUUUUUGAUCUGGACUAUGCAAUGGAAAAACUUAGUGAUCAAGAGAAAGAUUGUGUGAAGAGCAGGAAACAGUCAAAUUUCAAGGACAUAGAGCUGGAUUACAAAAAACUGAAGAGUACAGUAGACAAAUGGUUGUCCAUGAGCAGCUACUCUGAAGUGAACCUCAGCAAACUCUUUCAGACAUUCAGUGCAGUAAAACCUGUGGGAGAUCACAGUAGUUAAAUGCUAGGGUUAGGUAGAAUGUGGACAAAAUGCUUUUGUGGACUCCUUUCUAAGAAAACAUUUUCCUCUUUUUUUUAAGCUUUCCAUCUUCUAUUUCACACAAUGUUGUACGCUGUUUAAAAACAGUUUAUUUAAUUAUGAAAACCAUAAAACAAAAACAAUGUUAUAAAUCAACAUAUAGCGGGCACCUGUACAGUGUGCGUGUGUGCACAAACGUGUGUGUGUGAGUGUGUGCAUGCACACACAUACAGUAUAUCCAGAUCUUAGUAUAUUCAAACCUAGGAGGGAAUAAAGGGGUGGAGAAAGAGCUCCUUUAAUUGAAUAAUUCCCAGUGAGAGUUGCUGGAAUGUAAGUGAUCCUAGACUUUGCUCCAGGGUAUUUAGUAGAGGUGCUCUCAGGAAAAGAGGUUAGUGGAGGUCUCAGUAGGAGCACUAAUGUUUUCUCUUUUCACAGUUUAUCUGCUUUGUGAUCACAGACACAGCAGUUAAAGACAAUACUAAAACUAAAUACUUUCUAAUACCUACAUUUAUUCUAAUGUGGUUUCUAUUUCUGAAAUUGUUCCUUAGUUGUCUUUUCAUCAACUUUUAUUCAUUCAAACUAUAUUGUAUUGUAAACAUAUGGAGAAACCACAUGGAAAUUAAUCCUGAAGUACCAAUUGACUUCUGUAUAGGGCAAAUAGACAGGCGAGUAUGCAGAAAAUUCUCCAGGCUACGUGUAAAUAUCUAAACGUAAUAUUUUGGUUUCUUGAAAUUCAACAAAAUAAGCAAUGAAACCUAUUGGGAUGAAAGAAAACAACUGAGACAGAGUUUAGCAAAGAAAUAAAAGUAAUUGAUAAUACUGUGGUAAGCAAUUAAAGCUAUGAAGAAGGUUUCAGAGACUUUGUCUAAUCUGUUUAUUGCCAAUAAAACAGUGAUUGGAAAUGGCAAAAGUCAAACUGUGA